Chionomys nivalis (European snow vole) is the source of this 5438-nucleotide messenger RNA. RefSeq names its product ubiquitin conjugating enzyme E2 I (gene Ube2i). Gene Ontology annotation, biological process: protein sumoylation. Gene Ontology annotation, molecular function: SUMO conjugating enzyme activity. Gene Ontology annotation, cellular component: nucleus. Lineage: Eukaryota; Metazoa; Chordata; Mammalia; Rodentia; Cricetidae. The transcript is spliced from 6 exons. The coding region runs from base 315 to 899 and encodes 194 amino acids. The record is from RefSeq and is a predicted model, not a curated record.
CCAACAGAUGAACAGAUGAAGACUGGUCACUCCUGGAGUUCCCAGGACCCCCGGAUACAUAGUUCAAGGAUCUCAGGAAGCUGGAACUGGCCCCGGAAGGUCUCGGCACGUGCCAAAAAGUAGAGCAGGCGCCAGGGUGGCCACCAGGGGGCCAGCUGACGGUUCUAAGUACCCGUCCCGUCGGUGAGGAGGCAUCCGGGUAGGGAGCUGGGUUGCUGAGGACUGGCCGAGGAAACUGGACCAGGGCACAGCGCGACGAGAACGUAUCCAGCAGGGCCAGUAGAAGCCGCGCAGGAAUUUCAGGGACUUUGAAUAUGUCGGGGAUUGCCCUCAGCCGACUUGCCCAGGAAAGGAAAGCUUGGAGGAAGGACCACCCUUUUGGCUUUGUGGCUGUCCCAACAAAGAACCCUGAUGGCACGAUGAACCUGAUGAAUUGGGAGUGCGCUAUCCCUGGAAAGAAGGGGACUCCAUGGGAAGGAGGCUUGUUCAAACUGCGGAUGCUUUUCAAAGAUGACUAUCCAUCCUCACCACCAAAAUGUAAGUUCUGCAGAGAGGUUGCAGUCCCCUUCCCAGAGCCUCCCUUUGGGAGCCGGAUGCUCUGCCCAGCAGGCAGGUGUCAGUGCUGGGAUAAAAGCAUUUUUGGUAAAUUUGAGCCACCACUGUUUCACCCAAAUGUGUAUCCUUCUGGCACAGUGUGCCUGUCCAUCCUGGAGGAAGACAAGGACUGGAGGCCAGCUAUCACGAUCAAACAGAUCUUAUUAGGAAUACAGGAACUUCUUAAUGAACCAAAUAUCCAAGACCCAGCUCAAGCAGAGGCCUACACAAUUUACUGGUUAGUAGCAACCACCCACUGGCUAACCUUCCUUCCCUGGAAGUUCAGACUGGCUGCCUGUAGGUAGGCGCUCUGGGGUGUUAGACUGCCUCAGGGAGGCUCUGAGGAAGAGGCGCAAACUCCCACUUGGUGGCAGAACUGCACUAGGUGACCAUGGAAUGUAGUCAGAAUCAUCAAGGAAAUUGUACGUGUCUGACAACGUACAUAGCAACAGAACUAUGUGUGCAAGGAGCUUACCCUGAGCCAGAACGGGACCAGAGCGUGGUGUACGGUAAGAUGACAGGUACAGAACAAGUGAUGUGGGUGCUGGUGGACAGUUCAGUGUCUGUGGCCUGCUGCAUGACAGCACAGUCUUCUUGCUAGGACAGUGCUCUGGGCUCUGCAUCUGCUGAGGAGGAUGACAUCAUGUAAACAUCAAGUUAGAAUUUGAAUGACAGUUGAACCAGUACUGUAGGCAGCAAGGAAAACCCUUGAAAAUAGAGGUUCCAUGUUUUUAGUGUCCUGGACUUCUACCCCCACCCCGCCCCCUCAUCCUCUGGGCUAAUGUGUGGGGACAUAAUGAAGCUAGGUUGGGAGUCUGGUGACUUCCAGGGAGGUAAAAAAGAAUUCUCUGCCUCUGAAUUAGAAUGACACCAAAAUGAGAGCUGACCAAACUCGCUGUGUGUGCUUUAUCUUCGCUGUCUACAAGGAUCCCGCUGAUCUAGGCAAGCACUGAAGUAAUUCUGGCUGAGACUCCCAAGAUUGGGUCCAUUGCAGGGACCUUGAACGCUGCUCUCCCUGUGUCUUAGGCACCAACCCUCUACUCCUCCCAAUAGGAGUAGAGUCCUAGGCACCUCUAUUUUAGCCUGUGACCCUAAUGAGAUCCAUCUCCCCACUGGAUCUGCUUUCCCAAGAACUAAGCAGGAAGAGGGAGGAAUGGUAUGCACUGUAUUCUUCAGGGGAGAGACCAGAGGAAAGUGGGGCACAUGCCCAGCCUUGGUGCUUGUGUGCUGUCGCCUUUGGUGACCAAGGUAGGCCUGCCUAGAAUGGUCCCUAGAACCGUGGGACUGCAGCUUACACUGGUGCUUUGCCUGCUCUGCACUGAGCACCUGUGCUCCAGGCUUUUCGGGGCCUGACCCUUGUGUGGGAUGCUGUUACUGGCCUGUGUGCCUCAUGAAGCAGGUAUGCUCCUACCAGACCCUUGGAACCUCUCACUGGGCUAGUGCUUAGCACUGUACUCUGCCUUGGACCUGGCUCUGUUCACAGCUGGUUCUCACCUAGGUAACAUGGGCUCUGUUCUUCCAGCAUUUAGUUCACUUUUCAAUGGCGGGCUUACUUUCUGCUGCAUCAUCCAGAUCUCUCCCUGGCUUGCUUUGUAUGCUUGUUUUCACAUAUAUGGAGAAGCUUCAUGUCCCUCUUUCCUGAGUGACUGUUGCCUUGCUGUCAUUGUCUAGUGUCCUUGUUUAGUGAAUAGCGGUGCUGCUGGAUGAGCGCUGGGCUGCUGUCCCCAUGGUAGCAACAGCCCCCUCCUGGGACUAGCAUGUGCUACUAAGUAUUAUGUCCUCCCUGCUAGGGUUUUGGUACUGGGCCUUUCUGGGGUGACCUUGGCACAAGAACCUGUCAUUUGCACCUUGGCUAUCCUGUCUAGGUUUUGAGAGUGUCUGUAAACUCUGAGGCUGGGCAGCUUGGGCUCAGGCUUGCUCUAGAGGCACUUGGCUAUUGCAGUUCAUGCAGAUGUCUUCUUGUUCCCAUGGUCCUCAAGGUCACAUUGUUCCUUAUGCCAAUUUUCUGUUCCUACACACUGUGCAGGCCAGCCUAGGUCUGAAGUCUCAGCAGUGGGUACAUGCCUUCCAUAUUGAAAGCCUUCACAUGUUCUUACUGAGCAAAACCUAGUGUCUAUGGGCUAUUCUCCACUUGAUAGCCCUGUCUCAUGCUUGCUCAUUAUAGCUGAUUAAGACCAGUUGUGCGGGCUGGAGAGGCGGCUCAGUGGUUAAGAGCACCGGCUGCUCUUCCAGAAAUCCUGAGUUCAAUUCCCAGCAACCACAUGGUGGCUCACAACCAUCUGUAAUGAGAUCUGGUGCCCUCUUCUGGCCUGCAGGCAAACAUGCAGAUAGAACAAAGCUUUUUUUAAAAAAAUAAAAGAAGAAGAAGAAAAAGAAAACCAGUCUUGCUAAAACUUGCUAGGUGGAGAUGCACACUCCUGGCUGUACCGGGAGACUGGGGUGAGAAGGUCACUUUAGCCAAGAUUUCUUGGCUACGAUGUGCUGAGUUCACCGUGGUUCUGGUUUCCCGGUAGUGGAACUGGCAGACUGCACUUAGAAGUCAGUGAUGGGAGUGUUGUGAGUGCCAUUGCCCUGCUCCAGCCGGAGGCUAGACAAGCACAGGCAAUGACACCGCAGGAAGCUAGGGCCACUUUGUCUUCUAGGUGGUAGUCUCUGUUCUGUCCCUAAGGGGUUGAGGUGGCCACAGAACUUCUCAGUGGAGGUUGCUGCCUCUCCUGUCACAGUAACCACCAGGUACAGCCACUUUACUGCCCUGCCCCUGAGUGGGUCAUGUUAUCACCCUGUCUAACUGUGUUUUCUCUCUUGACCUCCUCAGCCAAAACAGAGUGGAAUAUGAGAAAAGGGUUCGAGCACAAGCGAAGAAGUUUGCCCCCUCAUAAGCAGCGGCCCUAUGGCUCCAUGACGAGGAAGGGAUUGGCUUGGCAAGAACUUGUUUACACCUUUUGCAGAUCUAAGUCGCUGCGUACAGUUACUAGUCGCCUGGGAGGGUUGAGCGGGCGCCAUUUUCCAUUUCCGCCACUGGCAUAUACAGUCUCAAUUCGCUGAAUUGCCCCAGUUUUUCAUACAGGGUCUCUUCCUUCAGUCUUUUGUAUUUUUGAUUGUUAUGUAAAACUUGCUUUUAUUUUAAUAUUGAUGUCAGUAUUUCAACUGCUGUAAAAUGAUAAACUUUUGUACUUGGUAAGCCCCUAGGAGCUAGUUUCUUCGCGCUCGGAUGCAGGCAUGCUUCCCACUGUUCAGAGCUCUGGCCUCCAGCUGGCUGUAUGACAGAACCACACUGUCCCUCCCUCCCCACCCUCGACCUCCUCUGAAACCUGGGCUGUUGCUUAUGAGCCUCAGAUCCAAAGUUGGCCAGCGUCUCCAUUCUGCAUCACUUCCUUUGUGUUUAUAUGGCGUUUUGUCUGUGUUGCUGUUUAGAGUAAAUAAACUGUUUAUAUAAAGGUUUUUGUUGCAUUAUCAUCAUUAAACUGUGAGGAGGGACUUCAGUAUGCCUGGCCCUCCUUAUGUGGCUGCGGCCCUUGCCAGGACCAGCACCUAGGAGUUCUCCCAGCUUCUGCUAGAGUUGUGCCCAUGCCACAUGCAACUCCAUCUUCAUCUGGUUCUUUGUAAAUAGGACUGUGUACAGAGGUGUGUUCUGUUCUCCCCACCUGGGUCUUUGGGCCUUAAGGUACCAGGCGGCGUGAGACCCUCAAGAAGUCGGAAUCUGCACACAGCCUUCGUAAACUCAGCAGGGUGAAAGACUGGCUGAUCCAGACCAAGGCUGUGGCCAAGUGAGGGCCAAGGACACAGUGGUCUGCAUUGAUCUCCCUGCCUGCCAAUUGUACUGUGAGCCCCACUGGGCGCUGGUAGCUGGCUUCAGGCCUUUUGAUGUCCUGCCCUUGCACCCUGGAGAAGGCAACCCCACCACCAGCUCUGGCAAACAGCAGGUCCUUGUCUAGAGCACCUGAGCACAUGACUCCUGCACCUUCUGGCCAGCAUUCAGUCCCACCCUGCAACCCAGGGGACCAGACCGGUUGUGGCCUCGGCACAGGAUGACCUCAGGGACCGCUGUCCAUAUACUCUGUUGGACCUGGUCUAGGGAGAAACUUAUCAAUGGCCUAUAGCCCAUGCCUGGGCCAGGCUGGAUCUGUGAUCUUUGGGCUUACAGAGAGAGCACAGGGAGUGCAGUGGACACAGCCAGUGAUCACAGUCUCCAUCAGACUUGUUCCUGAGACCCCCUGGAAGACCCUUGGCAUGGGAACCAGUCACCAGUGGCUCAAGUUCAGGGACCAAGCAAGGGAGGCCUGGGCCCAUGCCCAGGUCUGCAGCCAGGGACCUUCACUCUGAAGUUGGAGGGACUUGUACUCCCACAGCUGGUGGUGCCCACAUGGACUGGGUUACCAGCGCCUUGUGGGUAUGUUUAGCCACCACAACAGUCUGGAACUGAGUUUGGAUGGACAGUUGCAGUUGGUGGCACGGGGCCUCACCUGGGGAGUUCAGGCCGAUGUGUGUGUGUAUGGCCUGCUCUCCCAGAAUGUCUUAUUUUGUAACAACUGACUACAUUUAGUAAUAGGUACACAUGUAUAUGGUUAAUAUAUGGAAAUUCAAUAUAUUUUAUAGUUAAAGUAUUCUAAAGUAACUGAUGUUUCUAGCAAGCUGUAGUGACUCCGGCUAUGGAAUGUUCCUUUGUCCCACAGUCCUUGGCUUACCAGAGAUGUGAAUUUUGUAACAUGAGAACAUGGUCUAUGACCAUCCUGUGUUCAGGUGGUGGGGAGGAGGGUAUCCCAGCAUGAGGCCUCAUUGGUAAGGAAUUGUGGGCAACAGAUUAACCACUGUAUCUACAAAUCUCCAAUUAAAACAUUUCCACA